This is a messenger RNA of Liolophura sinensis, 1794 nucleotides long. Its product is annotated as ankyrin repeat and death domain-containing protein 1A-like. The coding region runs from base 21 to 1727 and encodes 568 amino acids. Gene Ontology annotation, biological process: signal transduction. The record is from RefSeq and is a predicted model, not a curated record. The transcript has 15 exons. Gene Ontology annotation, molecular function: protein binding. NCBI's taxonomy places the organism in Eukaryota, Metazoa, Mollusca, Polyplacophora, Chitonida, Chitonidae.
AGAAGCCAGGCGGUGCCAUCAUGUCCAGGGGAAGAUACAUACAGUACCAGCUCACGCCGGAUCCUCCCCUCUCGCCAGGCCCAUCAAUAGAAUUUGGAGUUGAUGACGACAUGAAGAAAAAGCUGAGAGAUGACGACUGUGGCCUGUCAACUAUACUGCAGCCCUCAGAGAUGACAGAAAGUGAGGCAGCUCUUCACGAAGCCGCCAAGAACAACGACGUGGUGAAAAUAAAGAAGCUGUUGAUACAAAAGGUUCCGGAGAGGGUGGAUGUGAACUGCAGAAAUAACUUUGACAGGACAGCUGUGCACUGGGCGGCGGCCAUGGGGCACUGCGAGGCUAUUGAAGCACUGGUCACCCUGGGGGCGGACAUCGACGCCAGGGAUAAGUACGGAAUGUGGCCUGUGUUGUGGACUGCCUGGUUUGGUCAUCUCCAGGCUCUGAAAACUUUUGUCAAUAUGGGUGCCAAAAUAUCCGUGAGUAACAAGCAAGGAAUGGACAUUCUGCAUUGUGCUGCUCAAAACAACCAUGUUGUCAUCCUGAACUUUGUCUUCGAAUCACUCGAAGGGAUAAAGAAGAAUAAUGUGGAUAAGAAUCAACAAACAGCCCUUCAUCUGGCGGCAGAAGCGGGUAAUAUCGAGGCUGUAGAUUCUCUUAUAGGCAGAAAGUGUGAUAUAUCCCAGCGUGACAAGACAGGGAACACUCCUCUACACUUAGCUGCCAAAGAGGGUCGAUCAGAAGUCGUGGAGCAUCUCCUGUCAUCCGGGGCCUUAUCGGGAGAGAGGAAUGACGAUGGAAAAACAGCCUUACAUUUUGCUGCGGAAAAUGGUCAUUUUCAAACUUCAACAGUCUUAUUACAACACACGGCAAGCGUAAAUGUAGAAACUGUGAAAGAAAUGACGCCUCUUCACUUGGCCUCCAUGAACGGUCAUACGGAAGUGGUUCAAACUUUGAUAGAAGGCAACUCUGAUCUGAACUGUAAAAACUGUCAAGGGAAUACGCCUUUACAUUUGUCCGCUAUUUACAACCACCCGGAAGUUGCCCGGAAACUUGUGGAUUCCAGCUGUAAAUUGGAUAUACCCAAUCAGAGACAUCAGACUGCCUUGCACAUAGCCGUGGUGAGUGGAUAUGACGACAUCGUGGAGAUCCUCCUCCAGGCCAGGGCUGAUAUACAGGCCAAAGAUAAGCAUGGCCGAACGCCCAUACACAUGGCUGCCAGGGGGAGCUUUGUACCUAUUGUAGACAUGCUUAUCCAGGCAGAAAGGAUUCGGCUGAUGGAAGAGUGUUUAGUCAAAGAAGGACUGAGCCAGGCAGAUGAUACUGACAACCCCUCCCCCGCUCGGAAACCUCUCCCCCUACGGAUCCCCACACACCCCAACAGUGAGCAGAUGAAGGGAAUCCUCUGGAAACUGGCCACCAAGCAUUUCAAACCUAACGACUGGAAGAAGUUAGCCAUGUACUGGGGCUUCACACAGGAACAUAUAAAAACAAUUGAGCACGAAUACACAGGCCGCUUUAGUUAUAAAGAACACGGCUUUCGUGUCAUGAUGAUCUGGCUCGUGGGACUAAAUAAGGACGAAAACCCUCUUAAGGUUCUGUUCGAGGCGCUGGUUGUCACAGGCAAGAGGAGAUUAGCAGGUAUAUUGUCAGGAACUUAUUACUGGUGUCUCCUCGUGCGUAAUACGUUUCCGGUGACAGCAGAGUGUGAUGGUCAGGUGAUAAUUUUGUGACAUUUCAGAUGAGAUGGUAUCGAUAUAUAUAUAACGAUAAAGGCGCACGCCUUAACUUGGGCAGAAA